Fraxinus pennsylvanica is the source of this 1134-nucleotide messenger RNA. NCBI's taxonomy places the organism in Eukaryota, Viridiplantae, Streptophyta, Magnoliopsida, Lamiales, Oleaceae. The record is from the annotation of a GenBank genome assembly.
AUGACUUCAUAUUCAAGCAGAACUCAAGAAGUCCACGUUUUGCUAGUUGAACGCGAUACUAAUCAUCUUAGUUCAACAAUGCAACUGUUGGAAUUCUUUUCAUAUAAAGCGGAAUGCGUUGAUCAUGCCUCUGCUGCUUUAUCAAUGUUAUCAAAUGGGAAGGCUCAAUUUGAAAUUGUGAUGGCAACUAUCAAUUCACCUGACACAAGCACCUUCAAGCUUCUCCAAGAAGCAGUUAAAAUGGACUUGCUAGUGAUUUUGAUGUAUGAUUAUGAUGAUGAUAUGAUGGCAAGAAGUGCUCUGGAACAAGGGGCCUUUCUUUUUCUCCCAAAACCAAUUAAAAUGGAGUAUGUAAAAUAUCUUUGGCAACACGUGUGGAGGGAGAAGACAUGGAAAAUUAAAGAAAAAGAACAAAUUGGAGAGGUACCGGUAUUCAACAGAAUGAGUAACGGGUUUGGGGUAGAAGAUCAAAUCCCACUGGAAAAUAUUAUGAGUGAUGACGAUGACGUUGCUGAAAAUGGAAGUAAAUCAAGAAAAAAAGUUAGAAAAAUUUGGACGGAGUGGACUCAAGAACUCCAUGACAAAUUUGUGGACGCUAUCAUUGAACUUGGUGAAGGAAGAUGUUACCCAAAGGAGAUCCUAGAGCUCAUGAAUGUACCUGGUCUUACAAGAUUGCAGGUUGCCAGCCAUCUCCAGAAAUGUCGUAAAGGGAAUUGGAGACCAAGCAAAGAGAGAAAACGUCGCAAUAGUAAUAUUGAGGCUUCACCGGAGAUCAAGGCUACCAACACGGAAAGAAAGAACUUUGGGUCCAUGCCUGUUUUAACCAAACAUUUUGAGCAGCACAAUCUCCAAACCAACGAAAACAGUGAAAAAAUUCAAGAUCCACAAAUCUAUAGUCCGACAAAUAAUAAUGUCUUUGAUUAUCAUCCUCAGGUCGAAUCACAGAAAAAUUUAAGUGGAUUCACAUUUUCCCAAGACAAUGUCGAAGCACCCUACAUGGAACAGGAUGGAGUUAAUUUACUGACAGUGCCUGGUGCAUUCAUGCCUAAUGAGCCAUUUAUGUUUGAUUUCAAUAGUGUCACCUGUGGAGACCUGCAUGCAUUUGAUAUUGAUCGACCUAAUGAGCCAGGUUAG